AUGACUGGUCGUGGAAAGGGAGGAAAAGGAUUGGGUAAAGGAGGCGCCAAACGUCAUCGUAAAGUUCUUCGUGAUAACAUCCAAGGUAUUACCAAGCCAGCUAUCCGUCGUCUGGCCCGUCGUGGUGGAGUCAAGCGUAUCUCUGGAUUGAUCUACGAAGAGACUCGUGGCGUCCUCAAGGUCUUUCUUGAGAAUGUUAUCCGUGAUGCCGUCACCUACACUGAGCACGCAAAACUAUACUGCAUUAGGCGGGAAGUUAAAAAUUAG
Cotesia congregata is the source of this 267-nucleotide messenger RNA. NCBI's taxonomy places the organism in Eukaryota, Metazoa, Arthropoda, Insecta, Hymenoptera, Braconidae. The record is from the annotation of a GenBank genome assembly.